Paramecium sonneborni is the source of this 1063-nucleotide messenger RNA. The record is from the annotation of a GenBank genome assembly. NCBI's taxonomy places the organism in Eukaryota, Ciliophora, Oligohymenophorea, Peniculida, Parameciidae.
AUGAAUAAAUCAAAAACAAAAUCACCUCCUUAAGGAAAGUAGCAACAAAGCUUAUCUGUUGAACCUAAAGAAACAAAAAAACUGAGAACAACUUUAGAUUAUUCAUUUAAAGAAAUAAAAAAACUUGAAGGUAUGUAUUGUAACUACUAUGAAAGAAUUAAAAAAUAAAGAAGUUAAACCGAGAGAAGGUGAGCAAUGGAUAUUUAAAGAGUAAAAGAAGUAAGAAAACUAAGAAGUUUAAAACGAUACUCCAAAAGAAUAAGUGCUAAAAUAAUAAUAAUCUUUGCCGGAAGAAACAGAGCCAGUUUAACCAUAAUAAUAAUAACCAUAAAAAUAACAAGACAAUAAAAAAGGCAAUGCUCCAUAACCUCCACCUGCUUAAUUGAUUCCAUAAACAAAUGUCGCAACAUAAUUAAUUACUUUAUAAAAUAUACCAUUAAAUGGAAAAAUAAUUGGUGGUAAAUUAUAAGAAAAUAAAAAUCAAAAUCAGCAAUCUAAGUUCAAACCAGAGUUAUGUUGUUAAUCACUAAUAUUAUGUUAAAAUAAAUUAACUAGUUUGAGUGGAUUUUAUUAGGUGAUGCAAACUGUAAUGCCUAAUGUAGAAUUACUUAGAUGGAUUGAUUUAUCAUAUAAUCAAUUGACAACUUUAGAUUAUAAUUUCAAAGAAUUGCCACAUUUAUAAUCAUUAUAUCUCACAUUUAAUUCUAUAAAGGAUAUCAAUGAAUUAAAAUAAGUAAUAUAUUUUAUAUAUAUAUAUAGUUAUCACACUUAUAAGAGUUCAGAUCUCUUAAGAUAUAUGGUAAUCCUAUAGAAUAGAUCAUCAAUUUUAGAUUAUAUAUAAUUGAUGUCCUUCCUUAAUUAAAAAGGAUAGACUCUGUCUUAAUUAGUAAAAAAGUAUAUCUUUUAUAUUUUAUUAUAGGAAAGAGAUAAUUCAUCAAUGAUAGUGAAAGUAUUUGAUUUCAAACCUCAAAUGAAGGCUUAAGCUGAUAAAGAUAAAUUGUUAUUAUAAUAAACCUAAAUUACAUAAUAAAAGUCAAAAUCUUAACCAAAAAAGAAAAAAUGA